Electrophorus electricus (electric eel) is the source of this 3701-nucleotide messenger RNA. RefSeq names its product myosin light chain kinase 3 (gene mylk3). The record is from RefSeq and is a predicted model, not a curated record. Gene Ontology annotation, biological process: intracellular signal transduction; positive regulation of apoptotic process; protein phosphorylation. Gene Ontology annotation, molecular function: protein serine/threonine kinase activity; ATP binding. Gene Ontology annotation, cellular component: nucleus. Lineage: Eukaryota; Metazoa; Chordata; Actinopteri; Gymnotiformes; Gymnotidae.
CCUCAUAAAGACCCAGGGGAGAAGUGAGAUCGGAAGGACCAAAAUAGUUGACCUGCUUGUCCUGCUCACCGUAAACCCAAGGACUCGGAGCUGUUUCCUUUUCCAUUGUCUCAUCCAUGCACCAGCGUCCUGACAGUGUACCACUCCAGUCAUGAGUAAACAGGCCACUCUGGCCACCUGCAUCGCCAAGAUGUACGAGGGGGCAAAACUGGACAAUGCCAGGGCUGCAUCAGAGAGACCAAAGAAGGUCAGUCCGAAGCUUCUGGGCACCGUGGAGGAAAAGCUGAGCCUCCUGGAGGGCAGGGUGGACCAGGUGGUGAGCAUGCAGACAGCCAUGUUCCAGAAGCUGGAUUCGGUGUGUCAGGGAUUGGGUGCUUUGGAUCAAAGCCUGGCACAACUCAGACAGGAUGUGUUAGGACAGCAUACUGUAAAAUCUACUCAUGAAGACACAGGACAGGGACGAGAUGACCCAGCAGUGUGCACAGAGGUUCGAGCCCUGUGCAGUGAGAUGGUUACGCUGCUGAAGAGUCAGCAGCGAGAAGGUCAGCUGCAGAGCAAGGAGCUGGAGCACACUGACAACUCCGUGUCCAGGCUGGAGAAAGCAUUUGGGCACAUGGAAGACACCUUUCGCAGCUCCAAAAUCAUGGAAUUCAUUCUUAGUGGCAUGGUGCUGUGGAAGAAGCAAGGCCUUCUAGAUGUGGUGGAGGAGGAAGAGAUAAACUGCUCAGACGAAUGCACAGGAAAGGGCAAAGCUGUCUGGUGCCAUAAAGGAACUCAAACUCCAGGGGAGAUAAAUGAUGAAGCCACUGCAGUGCUGUUGGAGCAUCAGGAAGAGAUAAUCACAUGUUCUGCCCCAGGCCACCUCACCCUAGCUGGGCCAGGAGAGGCCAUGCGACCCCCUGGCGUAGGCGACGUAGCUGCAGGCAAAUCCCAGCGCAGAGUUAAGGAAGUGACACUUAAGAGCAGAGAGCCCGGACAAGCUCAGGCUUUCGAUCCCCAGAGUCAGCACGAGCCCAAGAUGACCCAAUUUCAGGAAGUGCCGCCAUCAGUGAUCAUCACCAUGACAACCGCUUCCCAGCCAGAGAGGGUGUCAGAGCACACAGAAGACCCUGGCGCCAGAGAACAACCAUCUUCUGGUUCCUUAGAGUCACAGAAGCAGGACAGAGUAGAAGAACAAAGAAAGAAGAUGGAGAGAGAAGAUGAGAUGGCAAGUCAAGAGUCUGGAGAGCAUAGUCAAAGAGAGGUCCCCCAAGAAACAUGGCUCUCUAAGCAGAACAUGCCUUUCAAAAAGAACGUGGAGUCUGGCAUGUGGCAGCAGGAGUCAGGUGCUCUGGCAACUUCACAGUCAAGAGGAACUAAGCAGGAGCCAGUAUCCAGACUGGUUGCCCAGGAAACCAAGUCUGCUGACUUGGUUCUGGAAAAACAUGUCUUGUUCCACAAAGACCCCGAGCCCUUCAGCGAUGGUGGAACAGAGAGUCCAGCAUUGUGCAAUGGGACAAAGCCCAAAGCAGCAAGUCUGAGCAAAGGUUCCAGUUCACAUCUUUUGAUUAUUGAUGACUGCCCACCUCAACCUGCUCCAUUUGAACACCGCAUUGUCAGUGCCAAGCAGGUGCCCAUAGAGUCCUACUAUACAGUGCAGCCCACUGAGGUGCUGGGCGGGGGGCGUUUUGGCCAGGUUCAUAAAUGUGCUGAACUAUCUUCAGGUAUUACUCUGGCUGCCAAGAUCAUAAAAGUGAAAGGGAUGAAAGAAAGGGAAGAGGUAAAGAAUGAGAUUGGGAUCAUGAACCAGAUAAAUCACGUCAACCUCAUUCAGCUGUAUGAUGCAUUUGAGUCUCGAACGAACCUUGUUCUCAUAAUGGAGUAUGUGGAGGGUGGUGAGCUAUUCAACCGCAUUGUCGACGAGCAUUUCCAGCUGACGGAGCUGGAUGCCAUCGUGUUCAUGCGGCAGAUCUGUGAGGGGGUGCAGUAUCUUCACCAGCAGUACAUCCUUCAUUUAGACUUGAAGCCUGAAAACAUACUGUGUGUUGGCAGCACUGGAAACCAGAUCAAGAUCAUAGACUUUGGACUUGCUCGAAAGUAUCGGCCCAGAGAGAAGCUGAAGGUGAACUUUGGGACACCUGAGUUCUUGGCACCGGAAGUGGUCAACUAUGACUUUGUGUCAUUUCCUACAGACAUGUGGAGUGUUGGUGUCAUCACGUACAUGCUUUUAAGUGGCCUGUCUCCAUUUCUUGGCGAAACUGAAACAGAGACCAUGAACCACAUCCUCCGUGUUAACUGGGACUUUGAUGCUGAGGCAUUUGAGAAUGUGUCAGAGGAAGCCAAAAAUUUCAUCUCCAGGCUGCUCCAGCCCGCCAAAUGCAGUCGGCUGAGCGCGGCGGGUUGCAUGAAGCACAGCUGGCUGAAUAACCUGGAGGACAAAGCAAAGAGAUGCAGAGUUCGUCUCAGGUCGCACCUGAAACUGCAGUGCUACCUAGCAGCUCAGCGGCAGUGGAAGAAACACUUCUAUGCUGUUGCGGCAGCCAACAGACUAAAACUGUUCCAGCAGAGCAGGUCCAUGAGCACUCCAUGAUUCUCAUGUAAACACAGGACUGAGAGAGCAGAGUGGUGGUUCUUCUCCUCCACCUUCAUAUGACAGUCUCCAUGAGGAUCACAGGACAAUGUGUGAGGAUUACAGGACAAUCACCAGGACACAAACUGAAAACAACCCCAUUUGUGGAAUGUGUGGAACUACUGUAUAUACUGCAGAGUGCGGAGACAUGCUGAAGUUAUUCUCCCUUCUGUGAAGGAUUUUUUUUUUUCUUUUGGCUUUAUUGCUUUGACUCAAUAUGCAGAAUACCUCUGCCUCUCAUGAGUCCCUGAUGCAAUAAAUGCACAUGGACUCUUUUGGAACCUGUAAUUUUUAUGUGAAAUGUAUUGAAGUAAAUGGCACCCCCUGUAUAUUGGAACAGUAGCCAAAGGUAACUGCUUUCAAGUAUUACCAUCCAAAACAACUAGAAUUUUCUCAAAACAUGGCACGUGAUGCAUUCUGACUGAACAACAGGAAGUGAAAUCAGCAUUUCCAGGACACUUGUCCUUAUGUUAACCACUGACUGAUUUCAUGAGUUUAAGGGAGACUUGCACAUCAACAGUUAACAAGACACUAUAGAAACAGUAAUAAAACAUACUUAAAAAGACCCACAACUUGACUGUUUAGUAUUUAACAAUUGAAAAACAGAGAUUGCUUUAUUUAUUUCACAAAAGCAGAAAUGCCAUGGCUGAACAUGGUUAUUAUACUAAGAAUGACCAAGAAUCCUGCUUUAAACAUCAUUACUUCAAACAUGGAGCAUGCUGCCUGACAGCAAAGUCAAAGUCAUUUACCUGAACACGAGUCAUUCAAAAUAUUUACCUUCCAGAUUUACCCAAUUGUUUUUGGGUUUUUUUUUCCAGUAAAUGUCACUUCAGACCAACAUGGCAUAACAUUGAGUAAGGUUUGGUGUCAGUAUUAUUAGUGUGAUUACUGCUAUCUAUACAUUUUGAGCACUGAAAACCUUUAACCCACUUUACACCAUUACUCAUUUAUCAUUAAGAAUCUUACUAAUAGUUGAGCUGUGAUAGUAAAAAGUUCAUGUUAAUUACAUGCAUGGUUUUAUCAGUGUGUGAAAACACCUGCAAUAAAGCAUUCUUGAUGUACUGUUUACUUUUAUUAAAACAUGGAAACUAAA